AUGAACCAAUUCCACCUCUUCAGCAAGCUCCCAAAAGAGCUCCGCUCCAGAAUCUGGGAGGCCACGUGCCAAGACAAUGGUACCCUCCACACGUUUGGAGACAGAUGGCUGAUGCACUACCUGGUCCCGGGAAUGCCGCCAGCUCCAAUCCAGAUGCCGACUCCUGUGGCCUUGUUUGUAUGCUACGAGUCACGCAAGGUCGCCCAUCGCUGGAUAAAGGAGAACAAGGCCACCAAGCAGUUUCGCGACCCUGAGGACAACGAAGCGCUGGGCAUGACGCUCAUACGCGAGUUUGACCGCGACCGCGACAUGCUGUACGUGCCGCGCGACAGCUGGUAUGACUUUGUCGAGCACAUGGAGCGCGACUAUGAGGCUGGUGGCAAUCGCCCCCUCUGCGGCGACAUCGGGUACCUAGCCGUGCCAGCCUUUACCGCCUACUACAGCAUCCCAAACCUGGCGUGCAUCAUGGCGUGGGCCAGGAACCUCCGGGCCAUCUACGUCGUCUGGGACGACCUGCCCAGGGACCCGGACUCGAUCCCAGACGAGGAGAGGGACGACGUGGCCGGGGUCGACGUGCACCCGCGGGUGGAGAUUGUGUCGUCGCCUUCUCCAGGCGAGACGGUGCGCAUGAAGCACGUCGACACCGACACGGAGCGAGAGUUUGUUGAGGAGGCGGAGCUCGAGGAGUGGAUGGAUGAGAUGAACGACGUGUGGGCAACGACCGAGGUAGACGAGGACAUGGUAGACGACGAAGGGUGUGUAAAGAUGCCGCGCAUCAACGUGAGAGUCGCCGAGAUUCCAAGGCAACGCCCUUGGUGA
This is a messenger RNA of Fusarium falciforme, 819 nucleotides long. RefSeq lists its product as hypothetical. The record is from RefSeq and is a predicted model, not a curated record. Lineage: Eukaryota; Fungi; Ascomycota; Sordariomycetes; Hypocreales; Nectriaceae. The transcript has a single exon. The coding region runs from base 1 to 819 and encodes 272 amino acids.